UGCCGCGGAAACGAGCGUAGCAUCAUAAUGGCAGCGAUUGAAAUAUUUUCGAGCUCUGUCACUUACAAAUAUAAAAGCAGGAUAUACUCCUGCGCCUCGAUUGUCGUCUUUAUGUUUAUUGUGCUAUCCUUGCUUACGCCACUUUUUAUAAUCUAUAAUGCCGGGGGCAUCUGGAUGAGAAAUCGGAUGCAUGCGGAAACGCCGGACGUGCACUUCGAAUACAAGUAUUUACUUCUUGCAGAAGUAGAUCCUUAUGAACAGCCUAUCGUGUGUUCUACUUUUACGACGUACAAGGAAAACGAGAUCAAAGAUCAUUGUACACUAAUCAAGAUACAAGAGAAUGAUCUAAACGGCGAUGGACAAAAGGAUUCGUUGAAAUUUGAAGCUUAUUUUUACACGGAUAAACCAGUAAAAUCUCUGAGACUCUUGUUAUUCUUCAAUUUUCAAUUAAAGCACCUCAUUCAAGCGAUGAUAGAGUCUAUCGGUGUAUUCGAUCAGGUGUUAAGUCACGAAGUUCAAGAAAUACGAUUUUUCGGUGAUUUGGAGCUACGGCAAAAGGGACUCUUACGUAGCGAAGGUCUCUACGAGACGUACAACCACAGCGUUGAAUUGUCCGAUUAUUCUCUAUCCGAAUUACUAUUGCACAAUUUCAACCGAAAGUUUUCAGCCAGAAUCACCAACGAACGAGUAACGUGGCGGAGCGGUUUCUCUAGCGACGAAGCGAUGGCCGUCAUCGGUGAAUUGUUUUAUGUGGAAAACUUUAUUUACUAUCAGCCGAGUGUGUGGGAGGAAUUGAAAUGGGCAUGGAUCCAAUAUGUGUCGUGUUUGCUCGUCUUCGCGUAUGUGGCCAAACACAUUCUGGUGUUUCUAUUCACUAACAGAUACCUGAAUACAUAUAUCGUAAGGCCGUGGGCGAAUAUAUAUAUAAAUAAAUAAACGGAGUAAAUCUAGACUCUGCGAUAAAUAAUCUGCGUCUUGUGCACAUUCCAUUCAAUUUUCCUAAUAUUUCUCGUGCAACAUAAAGCGUA
Camponotus floridanus (Florida carpenter ant) is the source of this 1028-nucleotide messenger RNA. RefSeq names its product transmembrane protein 231. The record is from RefSeq and is a predicted model, not a curated record. Gene Ontology annotation, biological process: cilium assembly; regulation of protein localization. Bases 28 to 936 code for a protein of 302 amino acids. Gene Ontology annotation, cellular component: ciliary transition zone; ciliary membrane. Lineage: Eukaryota; Metazoa; Arthropoda; Insecta; Hymenoptera; Formicidae. The transcript has 5 exons.